Messenger RNA from Pocillopora damicornis (cauliflower coral), 1269 nucleotides. RefSeq lists its product as uncharacterized. Gene Ontology annotation, biological process: positive regulation of canonical NF-kappaB signal transduction; positive regulation of JNK cascade. The record is from RefSeq and is a predicted model, not a curated record. Lineage: Eukaryota; Metazoa; Cnidaria; Anthozoa; Scleractinia; Pocilloporidae. Gene Ontology annotation, molecular function: signaling receptor activity; protein binding.
AUGAACUCCCUUAAUAUUUCAGUAGUAGCCAAUGUACAGCCAGACCCCCUCCCCAAAGUUAAAAUUUGGGGAAGGGGAUGGCUGUAUACAGGCUAUGCAAGUGCUUUAACAUCUCAUUUUCUUCUCGCACAGUUGUUUAUUCUACCGGAAUUGCCCCAAGCUAAUAACAAUCCUGAUGGAACAUGUCCAACUUCAUCAUACACUAUUCUUGGUCACCAAAAUACGACAAUCGGAUGUCAGCUUUGCCCAGACUGUGCCCCAGGUCACCAACUAACUCCACCAUGUGGCAGUAAAUUACAGCAAAAUGCUGCCUCAAUAACCUGUACGACAUGUCCAUCCCAAAGUUUUAAAGAGAGACAUGGUAGUGCAGCAUGUAAAGCCUGCAGGACAUGUCACCCGAGAGAGACCACUAGCCCAUGUACAUCAGAGACAAAUGCACACUGCGGAGGCUGUCCUCGUGGAACCUACCAAUGGGGCUACACAGUUGACUCUUGUAAAAAAUGCUCAACUUGCUGUGCAAUAAAACGCUUUGCUGAGGUGGAAUGCUUUUAUCUGAGGCGAUGCUUGAGAAAAAACUGCACCAAAGAAAUGGAAAGUGGGGAACGCAACCCUCAACAAGUAGAUGCUUCAAAUUCUCAAAGUGUGCGAAUGCCUAAAAGAGUGACACCUCCUGUGCCAAUGCCACUCCAUGACCUUUCUUCAGGUAACAACUCAGACCAACUAAAAAAACAGGGUUUACAGGUCAUAGUAUCCAAGUUAACGAGAACAAGAGUUACAACAGAGGUGCUGCAGGCCAUACAAAGAGAAAAUGUAGAAUCUACUUCAAAUGUGGCCAAGGAAGAAAUACAUUCAACUCAAAUCAUCUCAAGCAGUACCCACAACACCACCACUGGACCACAGAAGGGAUUUGGAACUCUUCCCAGUGGGAAUGCUGUAGAGCCAACGUUGCUGAUGGCUGUAAGCUACCUUAAUGAAACCAUUAAACACUUGAUAGCUGUGUUAAUUUCACUUGCAGUGAUACUUGGAAUUAUUGCACUUACUUCCGUUGGUUUGUUCAUAAUAAUAUGCUGUAAACCUCAGAAAACUGGUAUUACGAUGACCUGUUGUGCACAAUACAUAAAUCGCAAUUAUGAAGGAUUUGAGCCUGUUACAUGUGACACAACACCUAAAAAAGAUGAAAAUUCAGCCUAUCACUACAGCAUUGUUAUAUUCAUGUCUUCAUUACAUGGCACAUUCAGGGAUCAGCUAAGUGUAAAUAGAAAACCAUGA